UUGCAUAAUAUCUGAAUACUGAUUUCCAUAAUUUGCAUACAGCUUCGCAGGGCGCUGGCUAGCUCGGGGCACCAGCAACCAUUUCGCUUUCAUGCAGCCCUUGAUGCACAGGAGGAACUCGGUGCAGAGCCUGCCCCCGCCGCAGCAGCCUGAGCGCGCUCCGCUCUACUACCCCUGCGCCAACUCGGUUGGCGGCUGUGUGGGGGCGCACGCCGAGGAGAAGGCGGGGCGGGGUUCGAAUGCGCGCGCCGCAGCCUCCCCCCUCCAGGAGCAAAAGAGGCUUCAACCGUAGCUGGAGAAAGGCAGCAGUGGUGCGAGCCUGGGAGUCUCGGACCCGGCAGCACAGCAGUUUGCGCAGGGAAAAAGCAGAUGAUUUUCUGGAUGACUUCAUGAGGCUGUGUGUGUCUCGAAAAUGGUAGUUCCUGGGAGUGCUCCUGUCAUAGAGCAGGACCAUGCCCUUGAACCUGACUUGGGGCGGGGCUCAACAGAGAAUUCUGCAAUGGGAUCUGAGACAGAACCAGGUACUGAUCAGGUGCACCCAGAAUUGGAGGAGGUGCGAAAGCUGCAGGAACUAGUGAGAAGACUUGAGAUCCAGAAUCAGCAGCUGAUAACUAGGAGCCACAGAAAUGUGCUAGGGACAAAUACACAAACAAACACUGGUGUGAAUAAUCAUAACUCAGGGCUCAGUGGAAUGGAAAUUAACAAUAGCAUCAACACUAUAACAGAGAAGCAAGAAUUACAGAUAAUGGCAGAUGUACAUGACAAACUAAGUAAAAUAAGAAGAGAGGUGAAAGAGAGUGACUGCUUAAAAAAAGAUGUGGAUAUACAAAUGCAUUAUAGCCGCCCUAGUAUUACUGAGAAAGUGUCUCCCAACUCAAAAUAUAUGAAUGAUGCAGAAAUGCAGAAUGAUGUUAAUGUCAGCUGUUCUUCAAGUCUGGAUAGGAGUAGCAGCACAGAACUCGUGGAAGACUUAAUCACCAUAGGUAUUCAUCCAUCUGUAAAAAUGAGUGAACAGAAUCCAAAUGAAGAGAGUGGAGAUUUAGGAAGCUUUUUGAAUGAUACUGCUUUGGAUGAAGUGGAAGUGCUAGAACUUGGGAACUGCAGUGAUGAAGAGGACAGCUGGCUGUAUGUCUCUCCAAGAAAAUCCACUGCAGAUCAGAAAACAGAGUCUCCUUUAAAAUGGUGUCGACAGGUGUUGGAUAACCCAAGUGCUGAGACAGAAGUAGCCUGCCGAACCCUUAUAAAUAGACUUGACCAAGCCGGUAGGUGGAAAAACCUGUAUUGCAGUCCAUUGGCAUCACCAAGUGCACAUAACUUGAAUACAGAGACAAGCUCCUGUAGCAAUGCACUAAACUCUCCUGGGCACCUCAAAUCAACUAACAAACCACUACUAACAUGUGGCAGCUCAGGUUACUUGAGCAUGCAUUCUGCACUGAGCUCUCAGUCCUCUGUAGACAGCGAGCUGAGUACAUCUGAUGACUCCAUCUCUAUGGGAUACAAGCUGCAGGACUUGACUGAUGUCCAGGUUAUGGCACGCCUACAGGAAGAAAGUCUCCGUCAGGACUGUGCUUCAAGUUCUGCUUCAGUAUCCCGUCGCAGUUCCAGUGCUUCCCUUCACUCUCUGAGGAGAGGCACCUAUAGUGACCAGGAGUUUGAUACAUAUAGUCUGGAGGAUGAGGAUGAUUAUGAUUGUUCGCUAUCCUAUCGUAGUGCUCACAGGUACUCGCCAUCUCCUCUCAGCUCCCCCCGUUGCCAGUCCCCUUCUUCAGGUGCAGAUUACAGCAGGACAACAACCUCUCGAAUUCGACCCCCAAGGAGAGCUGUGCAAAGUCCAAUGCAAGACCAGCUAAAAUACACAAAUAACGAAGAGGAAAUGCGCCACAGUAUGCCUAACCUGGCUAGGACAAGCCUUCGCUCACUGGAAUCUGUAAGAAGCAGUCGGAGUCUGGAAUCAGAUUUGCAGGUGCCCAGCAGCCGACUUUCCAGAAUUCAGCAACCAUCAACAAGUCUGACUCCCAAUAAGCUCAGGUAUUCCUCUAGUGCUGGCCAGUCUCCCUUAACAGUCCGACAGCCAGUGAAAGCAGGGUCAUGUACAAACUCUCUGUUGACACCAAGGCAGCCACUAAAAGCUUCCAGUUACACCACUCCUGCAAGUGGAGUCCGAAAGCCACAGUCUUCAACUCUCAGUCCAGGAUUUUCUAGUAGCAGUUCUUCCACUACAAGAAACAAUAGUAUGGCCACUGGAGCCAAAAAUUCACCUGUUAAAGUACGAACAUCUGUUGGAGGAACUUCUACUCCGAAGAGCAAGCUGAUACAGCCAUCCAAGAGAUUUCCUCAGUCAGCAAAGACCAGUCAGACAACUGCUGAUGAUUCCUGGAAGGAUGGGUGUUACUAAGCCAACCCAAAGAAGCUGAUAAACUGUCAAACAUCUGUAUGAAGCAUACCCCCAGCUGGCUGGGCAUGAGAACAUUAUAUUAAAAUACACCUUGCCCCAGACUCAUCACAUAGGGAAAACAUACAAGUCAGUCCUAUCUUGAAUGCAAAUUACCCCCUUGCCUUCAUUUAUUUUGCAAAGAGUUUGGUCUCUUAGUGGUAGAAAUAGACAACUUUUUCUUUACUGUGUUCCUACUGUUCAGAAUAUACUACUGAAAUCUGAAAAAUAUCAGAUGAAGACUGGUUGACGCUAUCCUGUGUAUCUCUAGUACAACCGUCCACCAGAUCAGCAGUGUGUUGUUGGAAGAGAUGUUGACUUAGAUACAAUAUGAUCUGUUCAUGGGAAAAUGUGCUUGGAAGGGCAUAGGUGGUAAUGUCUGUGCCAUCAAGAAAUUUCAACCCACUGUGCUAAGCAGUGGUUUGGAAAUUAGAGAAAUAGUUGUAUAAAUGUUAGAAAAUGAGGUUUGAUUGUGUUUUUUAAAUUCACCUGGUGUAAUUAACUUUUGCCUGAAGUUCAAAGGUUUUUUUUUACUUGUUCCUGUAUAGAAUGUUUCUUCUGCUACUUUCUAUUAAUGUUUGUUCUAGAAGAUGAAGCAGCUUUUUAUAACUCAGUAGUACAGUUCAAAAAGACAUUUGUAUUAGUGUGUGCAUCACCAAGUGUAAGUUCACAAAUGAAGGAGUAGUACACAAUAUUUGUGCGGGUUUAUGAACAGGCAGUCACACUUCAAUGGGUGCUACUUAAAAACUGUCAAAUUUCAGUAUUUGCUGUGUUCCAUAACUUCGCUAGGAAACACCAAACAUUGGUAAGUUGAACUACUACAGGUGAGUCCGGUUCUGAAUGGUCUCCCAUUGAAUAUUGGAGAGAAGCUAUUGCAGUUGAAGUGAUUCCCUCCAUGACCUAAUUUACCCAUUUGGUAACAAUUACCCUUUACUGGUUUUGUAUAAAACUUUUCUACUGCAUUUUUUCAUACGAAGGAAUCUGUUCAAAAUGGGUCCCUGUCCUCGGCAAACUAUGGAGGCCACUGAUUCAAUCAUAUUUUCUGAAAUAUGCACUGGUAAUAGAACUCAGCGAUGUUCUCCCUGCCAUCAAUGUGAUUUGAUAUUGUAGUUUAAUAAAAAAUGUUAAGGUACUGAAACUA
Messenger RNA from Chrysemys picta bellii (western painted turtle), 3572 nucleotides. NCBI's taxonomy places the organism in Eukaryota, Metazoa, Chordata, Testudines, Emydidae. The record is from RefSeq and is a predicted model, not a curated record.